CACAUGAUCCUCGCUUCCUCCGGUUCUGGAGCGGCUGACACACUGCAGGGCAAGUAUCACCACGACAUAACUUUAACUACUUCAUCCACUACAAGUACAUAAUAAGACCACCAACCACCGUGCAGCGGUUCAACGUGCGUUCGUCAGGGUUCUGCUGUAGUCUGACAGGAGUUCUUCGGUUGCUGGUCCAAAACCUCAGAAGGCUGCUCUUGUAUUGCUCUACUUAUUAAUCCAGUCCGAUCAAGACGUCAGACAGCGGGUCAAAGUCACCCAGCUGCGCCCCGCGGAGAUAAGAGAUGCACUUCGGAUAUGAAUAGUGUUUGAGACGACCCGAGGCUGUCGUUUGAAGUGCUAUUCCGCUGUGUUCUGUAAGUCCGAAGGAGAAGAUGCCUUCUAACGGGAGCGUGUCCGACGCCCCGAUCACCCAGUUCAUCAAUUGCCGAAUACUCAAAGAGCACACGCUGCAAAGGGAGGACCUGUGGGUUCGGGACGGCCGCAUCCUGGACCCGGAGAAGCUGUUCUUUGACGAGCAGGGCUACGCCGACCGCCAGCUGGACUGCGGGGGCGCCAUCCUGGCCCCCGGCUUCAUCGAUGUGCAGCUCAACGGGGGCUACGGCGUCGACUUCUCCACGCCGUCGGAGGACCCCGGCGCCGGUGUGGCCUUCGUGGCCAAGAAGAUCCUGGAGCACGGAGUCACGUCCUUCUGCCCGACGCUAGUUACGUCGCCCCCUAGCGUCUACCACAAGGUCCUCCCUGAGGUCAAAGUUCAGAGUGGAGGGGUGCAUGGUGCCGGCGUUCUGGGGGUCCACCUGGAGGGGCCGUUCAUCAGCCUGGAGAAGAAGGGCGCCCACCCCGAGCAGUUCCUUCGGACCUUCGGGGGGUCUGGGGGGGUGAACCCCCUGCUGGAGGUCUACGGUGGCCUGGACAACGUUUCCAUGGUGACGCUGGCGCCAGAGCUGGCCGGCAGCCAAUCAGUGGUGGAGGAGCUGAGUCAGAGAGGCGUCACUGUGUCCCUAGGGCACUCGGUGGCUAACCUGUCUCAGGCGGAGGAGGCGGUUCAGCAGGGAGCGUCCUUCAUCACACACCUCUUCAACGCCAUGCUACCAUUCCACCACCGGGACCCGGGCAUCGUGGGGUUAUUGACGAGCAACCGGAUCCCCGCCGGCCGCUCGGUGUUCUACGGGAUGAUCGCCGACGGGAUCCACACCAACCCGGCGGCGCUGCGCAUCGCCCACCGGGCGCACCCCGCAGGUCUGGUCCUGGUGACCGAUGCCAUCAUGGCCAUGGGCCUCCCCCCCGGGCGCCACACCCUGGGCCAGCAGGUCAUCGAGAUCCAGGGGCUCCACGCCUACGUAGCAGGAACCACGACUCUGAGCGGCAGCAUCGCCACCAUGGACAUGUGUGUCCGCCACUUCCAACAAGCCUCAGGUUGCAGCGUUCCUGAGGCUCUGGAAGCAGCUUCCCUCCAUCCCGCUCAGCUCCUUGGGAUCAGCCACCAGAAAGGAAGCCUGGAGUACGGCUGUGAUGCGGACCUGGUGCUGAUGGAUGACCAGAUGGUCCUGGAGGCCACCUAUAUCUCGGGGGUGGAGGUGUGGAGGAAGUGACAUCAGCCAUGGAAGACCUCAACAUGCAGGUACUAGAGAUGUCCACCAGAGGGCGCCAGUGUCCCGGUGACGACCCUUCCUGUGAUGAGGGGGAGGGUGCAGCCCCCCAGGUGACGACAGAGAGACCGCUACAGGACGUGAUGCAGACCGCUGGUGCCUUCAGGAUGCAGUCAUAGUGGUGGUGAUGAGGGUGAACAUGUACUCUUUAUAUACAUUACAGAUGACAGUUUUGUCUGAGAUAUUAUAUGGCUUCCGAUUUCAUGUCACAUUCAACACAACGAGAGAAAACUACUUUUGUAAUUUGAAAUAAAUAUUUACACAAUGCCCGAGA
Molecule: messenger RNA, 1935 nt
Organism: Gadus morhua (Atlantic cod)
Lineage: Eukaryota; Metazoa; Chordata; Actinopteri; Gadiformes; Gadidae
Gene: amdhd2
Product: amidohydrolase domain containing 2
Exons: 12
Coding region: 387-1604 (405 amino acids)
Biological process (GO): N-acetylglucosamine catabolic process
Molecular function (GO): N-acetylglucosamine-6-phosphate deacetylase activity
Source: RefSeq, a predicted model, not a curated record